Molecule: messenger RNA, 7509 nt
Organism: Lymnaea stagnalis (great pond snail)
Lineage: Eukaryota; Metazoa; Mollusca; Gastropoda; Lymnaeidae
Source: the annotation of a GenBank genome assembly
CACUUAUAGUGUGUCCAUUAACGGGCCCAAUUUCUUCAGGCCAGCGAUGUGCUGUACUUGACGGGCCAUGGCAUGGAGACACAGUAUCACACAGCCAUACCGUACACGUACACACACACAGCAGGGCCACACAUUAUCACACAGCAACACCUUAUACGUACACACACACAGCAGGGCCACACAUUAUCACACAGCAACACCUUAUACGUACACAAACACUCAGCAGGUUUACACACAUCUGCCACAUUGGACGAUCAUCCACAUCGGCUCUCCAGUUUCUCCCUCGGGCCACACGUCUAACCACAUACCCACAGUUUAUCAUCCCCACUUUGUACCACAGUCCAACACGUUGUGGGGAUUCCUGCACUUAAGUGUUACUAUUUGCACGUCUGCAGUCACAGAAUGGCCGAUGAACCUUCACAACCAGGCGAUGUAAGUUAUUUAAAUGUUUUUUUUACUUUUAAAUACUUAGUUUUCUGCUUCAUUGCAAUAUAUAUAAAUAUAUACAUAAAUAUAAUUGAAUGUCUGUAUGUAUGUCCCGUAUACGCUCCUAUACCAUUCAUCAGGUUGCGAUCAAAAUUUUGGUGAGUUGUGCACACGCCCGGAAAGGUCUCUGAAUUACUACAACCAUUUUAAGAUAUUCCGUUUUGGGGCGGGGACCCUAAAUUCCUUCUUUUCUUAUUUGAGCUAAAUAAAUAUCGUUUUAAAACAGAGCUAACGCAUGGGUGGGUGGAAUUGAAUCAAAUACAAAUGGCGACAUUCCACGUUGUGUGUGACAUAACAAGUAGGUUUCUGAAUUAGUACAACCAUUCUAUAAUAUUCCCUUUGGGCCCGGGGGCCCUAAAUUCGUUGUUUUUUUUUUCCUAAUAUGAGCAAUAUAAAUAUAGUUUCCGUUGUGUUCCUACACCAUUCAUCCGAUUACGAUAAAAACUUCGGUGAGUUGUUGCGCGCCCGCCCGCAAAGGUUUCUUACUUAGAUCAACCAUUUUACAAUGUUCCGUUUUGGGCUGGGGGCCCUAAAUUCUUUUCUUUUAUUAAAUGUGCUAUAUAAAUAAAAUUUCAAAAAGAGCUAAUGCAUUUGUGGAUCAAGAGCUAAAGUUUGUGGACGAAAUUUAGAAAAUCCAUGCUUCUCACGUGGACAGCUGCUGUAUGUGGCCAGCUUUCGCGUCGAAAAAACCUUACAAUUUAUUCGUGUACGCACAAUACGAAAAAACAAAAUAUAUGGUCAAUAUAAAAAGUACUUCAAAACAUAAUAAAAAAACAAACACUUUCUUUCUUUGAGUGGCAUUGCAAAGCAUGCCGGGUACUCGCUAGUUUAAUAUGCAACAAACUUAUUGGAGCUUAUGAAAUGUUAUGUAAUGUUAAGCGUAUAAAUUAAUUAUUUAAUGAUUACAUUUUUUCGAUAUCAAGUGAUGCUAAUUACCGUGCAGUAUUCAAUUCAUUCAAUGAAUUAGAUUUUCAGAUUUUCAAUGCUACCCAUUCAGGCGAGAUGAUUGGUAACAAGCUUUUAAACGCCUCACAAAAUUAACGUGAAGCGGGCGUGAAAAUAACGCUUUUUGUUUCACGGGGCUGGCUCCCCCCCUUUCCCACUCCGCUUUGUAAAGGUUUAAUGACUACAGCACCGAAUUGAUGUCAGGAUUCAAACGAAGAUUUAAGUUUAAGUACGAAAUUAGCAAAUAUCAAAAGUAAUUAUAAAAAUGAUGAAUAAUAAUCCUAUUUUUAAUCACAUUAAACUGUAUUGACGAUUAGCACUUCAAAAGUUUUGGGAUAUUUCUAUUUAUCGAAGUUCGUGUGUACUCAAACUCAUUGCAGAAUAAUUCAAUUUAUAAUACUAGUCAACUGCCCUUCAAUGCCAAACACGAUAACCAAAUGCAACUCAAGUUGAGUAAAAAUAAUAAAUGGCAGCCUUUGUAAACCAGAACGGACCACUAACCACUGCAGCAGAGAUAUUUACCCGAUAGAUUGCGUUUGCCGUGGAGAAAUUAAAGUGUUUUAUGACAGUUUGACCGUACCGACUGAUUGUAGGGAAAAAAAAGUUACAGGAAGAAAAAAGUCACAAGGAAAAUAAAGGCGCUUCUGAUCUCUCCGAUACAUCUCACAUUGUAAAGGAAUCAAAGGAAAGCAGGGGACAUUAUUUCUUGUACUAGUCUACUGAUAACUCUAUCCAGACAAAGCACCAAUGGCCUGAAUGGAGACAAUGCGGCUUUGGACAGAAAGAUAUAAAAAAAACUAGUUUGUUCCCCAAUCUUUUCAGAAAGGUGCUCCUCGGCUGUUGUACAGUCACGUACGUGUAAUCACACCCAAACGCAUCAUUGUCACCUUAGGGAGUGUGGUCGGACCGAAAGAUAUACACAUUUAUUUUUCCCCACACUUGUCAGGAUUUAUUAAUGAUAUCUGAUUUUUUUUCUCUGUGCAUUUUUUUCUUAUGACUUUUUUCCUGUGACUUCUUUCUUUGUGACUUCUUUUCCUGUAACUUCUUUUCCUGUGACUUCUUUUCCUGUGACUUCUUUUCCCUGACUUCUUUUCCCUGACUUCUUUUCCUGUAACUUCUUUUCAUUUGACUUCUUUUUCCUGACUUCUUUUCCCUGACUUCUUUUCCUGUGACUUCUUUUCCUGUGACUUCUUUUCCCUGACUUCUUUUCCUGUGACUUUUUCCGCUCAGCUACCGACUACCUCCUCCCCACUGAGAGCCUUUUAUAAAUCAGAAUUAAAUAUUAUAUACCCGGUAAAAAGCGAUUACCAAGAGAAAACAACUCAGUUUGACCUAAACUUGAACGUGCCCACUUCCCUCCCCCUCCUCCAUAGAGUCCGCAAUUCACCGUGUCCAGCAACAAGAGCGUGUUCGACGUGGACGGCCAUGAGCACAAGGUGAGGUCGUACGAUGGGAAGCUGGUGCCCCCGUUUGAGGAGAAGGGCUACAGGGAGAUGAGAGACCUGCAGCUUCGGGACGACGACAUCCUCUUGUGCGGCUAUCCUAAAACAGGUGAGAGGUCACGUGGCUGAAGAUGUAAAUUUGAGUAUGUGGGGUGUGCCCCAGCGGUUGGGGUGUGCCCCAGUGGUUGGGGUGUGCCCCAGAGGCUGGGGUGUGCCCCAGUGGUGAAGACAUCGGCUGCAUGGUGGAUAUUACGAGAGACUUGAGGGAGGUCACGUGGGUGCAGGUGUAACUUUGAGGGGUUGGGGUGUGCCCCAGUGGUGAAUACAUCAGCUGCAGGGUGGAUCUUUCGAGAGACUUGGAAAAGGGGGGGGGGGUGUUUCCAACGAGUUCCAUGCGUCGCACUGAAAAGAAUUGUGGUCCCAAAAUAUUAAGUCACUAAUGAGAAGAUCAGGUGGGUCUAGUUGAAAGAUAAGAGAUGAUGGGUCUUCUCAAAUGAGGGCCACGUGAAGUGGCCAACUCAAGAUCAUUGAGGAGACAAAGUUUGAGCAGUUGAUCGACACAGGUUGAUCAGUUUAUUGACAAGGGUUGAGUAGUUGAUUGACAAAUGUUAAGUAGUUGAUUGAUAAAGAUUUAAAAUAUUAGUAGUAAAAGAUUACUCCAGGUUACAGGUAGCACAUGUGUUCUCCCCAUCCACCCCAUGUCCGCGGCUGUGCAGGCAUUUUCUUAGCACACAUCACUUACAAACUGGCUCUUAGCUCUUUAAAACUUCGCCGACCUCUGUCCUGACCGUCUCAUCACGUGAUCAUGUCACGUGUGCUCUCACUCCAAUGCCAGCAGACUGCCACGUAGACUUAACACUGAAAGCUCUGAAUUCAAAGCAUUUCUCUUUCUUUAUUUAUAAAUUCCAUUACUCAUUGAUUUCAUAUAACCUGUCUCUUAUUCCUCGCUCAAGGCACGCAUUGGGCCAUUCCUUGUUGUUAAGUUAUAUAUUUUUGUCACAAUUCUUAUGCUGUCCUCUCGGAUACUACUUCUCAGCAAAGUGCUAUUUUUUUUUUUUAUUUAUUCUGGGUUUUUUUUCUGUUGUUUGUUCGCAGACGAAGGCUUCCUGUCGACACGUUCGUUGUUCUGUUGCGUUCUUUUUUUCAGGUUUGACCUUUCUCUUUUUUUACUCCUUUAUUUCCUAUAUUUGUGUAUAACUUUUCUCUUGUUCCUCGUUCAAGGCACACACUGGACGUGGGAGGUCGUCAGUAUGAUCGUCAGAAAAGAAGGUGAGAUCUCAAAGGUGGGCAAGAAAUCCACGUUCCUGGAGCUGGGCCUUGGUAAGCUGAUGGACGGGAUUCCCUCCCCUCGUGUCCUGAGCUCUCACAUGUGGUUCGACUAUCUUCCGAAACAAGUAGGUGGCGAUAAAAAUCCAAGAAGUGGAACAAAUUGUCAUGUUAUCGUAGAUAUCUACCACAAUGACAUCUCUAUUGACCUGCUCAAUGCAUCCAUCAGGCCGAAGCGGUGAAGUGCCUUGUGUCUACAUGCGAUAAACUCUACUAUUUUUUUUUUAAAGUAGGACUUAGUUCUCAGUAGCUUUCGAAUGUCUGCAAUGGCAUGUUACACAUAAAUAUAAUGUUAAUCAAGCAAUUGCUGUUACCAUUGAAGUGUGUGUGCCCGUUGCAGUGGCGUGGUCACAGGAGAGCAUGAAUGGCCUCUGGUUUAUCGUGAUGAAGAUAAGCGUUGAGUAAAAUAAAGAGCAAUGGCCCCGAAAUCUGCGUCCCCUAGUGAACGUGCUCCAUUGCAAUUAUAAUAAUUUUUUUCAACAAGUAAAUGGAGCUCUAUCCAACCAUUGAGCAAUUUAAAUGGUUUUAUUUAAUAAUGGCUUUAUGUCAGAUCCAUCGUGUGACUUCUGGAGGAAUAAAAUGAGUCAAACAGAGUAGUGUAGGGUUAAACCUGAACAAAUAAACGCAACAAAACAGCGAACGUGUCGGCAGAAAGCCUUCGUCAGCGAACAAAACAACAGAAAAAAACGGACUUCUGGAGGCCCACGUAUCACUUUUCGGUUUUGUGCCACAAACAAAUUUAAUUGUUGAUUUGUUUCAACAUCCCCACUUUGAGUCCCUUAAAUAUCCGAGGCCCCCCCCCCACUUUACGGGGCCCACGCGACGGUUCUACCAUAUGGUCCAAACACUGGGAUGGAGGCCCAACACGAUAGUCCUACUUAGUAUAUGCAGUUCACUUAUCUUCUGAGGCGUUGGGACUGAUUGACGGGUAGCGGUAGUCUGAACGGACACCUAGCCGAUUGCAUAUAUAAGUUUACCGGACGAUAUUGAAUUGAAUGCUUAAAUCUGUCUAUACAAAUAGAAAUGGCCUCCUUCACUGUGUUCCUCAUCCUGACAGAUAUCAGACAAAAAGACGAAGCUGAUACUGACGGUAAGAAACCCCAAGGACACCGCUGUCUCCUACCACAACCAUCAUGUCGCUCUGAAGGCCUUGCAGCUGUAUGAUGGACCUUUCAAGAACUGGUUUCAGCUUUACAUGGACGGACAGGGUUAGUGAACAUGGCGUGCAAACAUGGGAGUACGGAGUUAGUUAACAUGGUGUGCAAACAUUGAUAGACUGGGUUAGUUAACAUGGUGUGCAAACAUUGAUAGACUGGGUUGGUUAACAUGGUGUGCAAACAUUGAUAGACUGUGUUAGUUAAUUAGGUGUGCAAACAUGGUAGUAUGGAGUUAGUUAACAUGGUGUGCAAACAUUGAUAGACUGGGUUAGUUAACAUGGUGUGCAAACAUUGAUAGACUGGGUUAGUUAACAAGUGUGCAAAAAUGGUAGUACGGAGUUAGUUAACAAGUGUGCAAACAUGGAACAACGGAGGUAGUUAACAUGGUGUGCAAACAUUGAUAGACUGGGUUAGUUAACAUGGUGUGCAAACAUUGAUAGACUGGGUUAGUUAACAAGUGUGCAAAAAUGGUAGUACGGAGUUAGUUAACAAGUGUGCAAACAUGGAAGUACGGAGUUAGUUAACAUGGUGUGCAAACAUUGAUAGACUGGGUUAGUUAACAUGGUGUGCAAACAUUGAUAGCAUGGGUUAGUUAGCAUGGUGUGCAAACAUUGAUAGACUGGGUUAGUUAACAAGUGUGCAAACAUGGAAGUACGGAAUUAGUUAACAUGGUGUGCAAACAUUGAUAGACUGGGUUAGUUAACAUGGUGUGCAAACAUUGAUAGACUGGGCUAGUUAACAUGGUGUGCAAACAUUGAUAGACUGGGCUAGUUAACAUGGUGUGCAAACUUCUGUCUAAAUAGGCUCUUAAAGCAGGCACAGUGUAACUAAUAAUCCGGCAUCUUUCUUUUCCACCUUUCUCAAAGUGGAGUAUGGCACCUUCUUUGACUACUACAAGGAUUGGGAUAACGUGAUCAAGUCCAAGCCCGACCUGUCUAUACUUGUGGUCAAUUAUGAAGACCUGAAAGAGGUAAGGGAAAACAAUAGCAUCUCACACCAUUUGAUUGACCACAAAACGGUUGGGUUAUAGGACAUUGUUCAGUGCAUCUGUGCUGACACGUCAUUUAACAUAAUAAUUAUUAACUAAAAGGUUACAACUUUUUUUAAUUUAUAUAAAUAUAUAUAAUAAUAUAUAUAAAUAUAUAUAUAAAUAAAUAUCAAAUUCAAGAGCUUGAGCACUUCAGUUCUUUCCUAAUCUGUCAACACGUUUCCGCUUGCCAAUAGGACCUGCCAAGGGAGAUAAGAAAGAUUGCAGACUUUCUUCAGAUAUCUCUCGAUGAUCAGCUAGUCGAAGACAUUGCUAAGGCUGCAGGGUUCGAAGGCAUGAAGAAGGCUUACUUGGACUUAAAGAACUUUAUUUUCAAGACUUUCUUCCGUAAAGGUAACUUAAGUUACAGUUUAUCAUUCUCGUGGGUGUUGAUUUUGUUGGCCUUAUCUAUCAGCACACAUAGGACAUAGAAUAUAUUUGACCUUUCCCCCCCCCAAUCCAAAUGUUACAUAAUAUAUAUUUCCUACUAUGGCACCCAGCAGACUUGGCGUUAAAUCAUGAUCUGUCUCUUUGCCAGGGGAUGUCGGAGAUUGGAAGAACUGGUUCACAGUGGCUCAGAGCGAGAGGGUGGACGAGGCAAUGAAGGCAUUACAGGGAACUCGUUUCCAAAAUCUCCGGUAUACGCUGUGAACCUGUUAACGCAACAGGCGAGGUGAUGGGCGCCACAUGAGAGAGGAGCCAAGGCCAUCGGAGAAUGGCUUUCAACGGAAAUGACCGAGACGCCAGUAUCAAAACACCUCUUACAGGUCUCGCCAAUUGUGUGUGUGUGUGUAUCUCGGUCAGACCACGAAGUGAACGCAGCUAAGUUUUUUGUUGUUUUUUUUUUAAUUAUUUUGUGAGAGGCAAAAUUUUUAUAGGCAGAAAUAUAGACCUCAGUUUUUUGGGUUGUCUUUUUUUUUAAUAAAAAAAAUUUUUUAAUGGAUUUUGACAGAAAACCGAGAAAGUAGUGAAGUAUUUUUGGAAGUAUUUUUUUUUAUUAAACAAAACGUUUUGUAUAAUAUUCUUAGGCAAUGUGUUUCUUCGCUUUACCUCACGCUUCCAUUAUGAUGGAGUGAAAGGCAACAUUUUCAACAGGUGCGUGGAUGAGACAUUUGUCUAGUCGGGG